Molecule: messenger RNA, 5410 nt
Organism: Rhineura floridana
Lineage: Eukaryota; Metazoa; Chordata; Lepidosauria; Squamata; Rhineuridae
Gene: PPRC1
Product: PPARG related coactivator 1
Exons: 14
Coding region: 102-5123 (1673 amino acids)
Biological process (GO): positive regulation of transcription by RNA polymerase II
Cellular component (GO): nucleus
Molecular function (GO): RNA binding; transcription factor binding
Source: RefSeq, a predicted model, not a curated record
UCGCGCGAGAAAUGCUCACUUCCUCAUCGCUUUGCUUUCUGGGAAACAUAGUUCUACUGUGCCGGUUGGGUUGCUGAAGCUAUUUGCGAGGAGGUGCCAAGAUGGCGGCCCUGUGGGGAGGCGGUGCGGGACAUGCCGGGGCUGGAGGAACUCUCCCGCUGCGAGGGGGCUCGGAGCCCAUAGUGGGCAAUGGUCUUUCUUCCACGCAGUACCUAUUGACAGAGGAUUUGCAUUUGACAUCAUUGGAGGCAGAAACCAUCCUUGAAGCUGGAGAGUUUCUGGAAACGAUGCAGGACUACUUAGACUCUUCUGUCAUCUCCAUCAUUGAGGAUUUCAGCAGUCUGACUGAGACGAAAGGUCGCAUGGAUGCAGAGAAUGAACUUUCCCUAUUGACUGCAAUCACAGAGAUUUUGGACAGCACUGAUGAUGAGUCUCUCUCUCCAUUUGACACCAUUCCUGACUCUGAAUUGCUGACAUCACCUAGGGAACGUGAUAAUUCUUCGUUUCAGAGGUUUCUCAGCUUGUCUGUGACACCCACUGAGCAAGACGUUUGCACCAUAGAGGACUUCAAGGAUCCUAGACUUUGCUCUGUUGUGACAGAGAAGGCUGAAGCCUGCACUGCCAACCUCCCCUUGGCACUCUCUCCAAGUUGUCCCAAGGAUUCAGCUACUUCAAAGAAACCAAGCAACAAACGGAGGCUGUUUAGGCAUAAGGAACGAGAGCCACCUGUGCUGCAACGCAGUGAUGGGGAGGAGGAGGAGGAGGAGGAAGCCGUGGCAACAAGCAGCAGGCAGGCUUUUGGGACAGGUGUGAAGGAGAUCCCUGUGGCAUCAACAACAAAGGAGGUUGAGCUGGACCCAGCUGCAAGCAACGGUCUCUGUGUCAUUGCCCCAGAGAGCAUCUCCCUCAGUGAGCUGGUGAGAUCAAUGCACCCUUACUGCCAACCCACCUUCACUGUGUGCCUGAGUCCUAACAGCCAACCCCUUGCCAAGGAGCUCCUUGAUGGCCCAGUUGUCUUGGAGGUAGUGUCUGAGGGUGGAGAAUGCAUGGAGAUCCCUGUGGUCCUGCAGAAUAUGGAGGCGGAGCUUCUGUGCAGAAUUGAUAGCAACUGCACAACUGGCCACGUGGACAAAGAGGCAGGACUCUCGGUCACUGCCCUGGAAAAACGAUUACCUGAAGACAACACCAAGACUGCAGGCCUAGAGAGAGAGCUCGACUUGGACAAACAGGCUGAAGGGAUAGGCAGCGCUGCCCUCCAAGGGAUUGAAGAUGCUCAUUCAGGAGCUGAAGUGAAAGCUAAGAAAUCAGAUGUUGAUCAAGAAAGUAGCUCUCAGCCUGGCCCAGCUGCACCCAAAAACAUAAAAGUCAGUGCCUUGGAGAAAGGCCGGUUACACACCAAAAAGAGGAAAAAAUCCAACAAGAAGUCAAAGUGGAUCAAAGAGGUCGUAAACUGCAGGCUGACUUCUGCCUGUACUGAAGAUCAAACUGGGACUAAGCCAAGCAACCCUGUGCCACAGAAGCAGCUGGAGAAAGCUGGAGGGCAAGGUCAGGAUGAGUUGCUCCCAGACCAAGAAUCCCAGGCAGUGGAAAGACUGGACACUGAGAUGGACGAAUUGUUGCAGUGUGAGCUAGUGCCCCCAAACUCACUUGUGUCAAGUUUUCCAUGCACAGAGGAACAGCCGUCUCCUCAGCUCCAGGGCAGUGCCGCCUCACUGCCUCCAGAUGAAGGAGAUGUGCAGAGGGAGCCCAUCUUGCUGGCAAAUGAGAUGGCUGGCUCAGAACCUUCCCAGCAACUCCCCAGCAGCACUGGAGACCUAGAAAGGCAGCAUCCAAGGAGUCCCCUUUGCGCUGGCAAUGAGGACAUCAGCUGCCCCCCAAAAGAAGUGAAGCCCAGGCCUCUGAGCCUGAGUGAGUACAGGCAGCGCCGGCAGCAGCACCAGCCUAGGGAUGGGGGCUCCAGGAGCGGCACAGAGAACCAGAGUGCCAGCAAGUGGCCCAGUCUCCCUGAACUCCCCACUGAGUUGGCUGACCUUCCUUGCCUGGUCCCUCCACUGCCCACCAGCGUUGCUGUGGCAAAGGAGUCCAAAAAGCCUGCAUGCUCCUCUGCUGCUCCUGCCCCAGCUGACAAAGCAAGUCCCACACCUCUCUCUGUGCCGGCUCCAGCAGCAAAUCCUGCACCAAGAUUUGUUCUUCCUUUGCAGCCUGGCAGUGUGAGCACUGCUCCUUCUGCUCCCAUCCCUGCUAUCUCCCCUCUGCCUAGUAAAGUAGGUGCCUUUCCCCCUGUUGGGAUGCAGGUUCCCUCAAUGCUGCCCCCACCUUACCUACCAUCAGCCCCGGGGGCUUUCCUUCCAGCCCCUCCUGAUUCAUACAUCUUGAGCUCACCACCAGCUCAGCCAUCCUGGCCUCCUUUUGCCGCUCUGCCUACCAGCUACCAAAGCUUGCCACCUCCGCUUCUUGCUGCCGAGGCUCGCCCUCCUGUCUUCCAUGCGAUUCCUCCUGUGCCCCCUCUGACCUGGCCUCCUCCACCCAUUCCCUUGCCUCCUUUUGCCCCAGCCCCCCCUUAUAGCUCUGUAGAGUGGGCUCCACUGCCACCUUACUGGCCAGGUAUCCCAGUGCCACCGCCUCCAAUGUUGCCUGUUCCUUAUGGGGAUCAGGGAGCUCUUACGCAGAGCCCCUCAGCUAGCCAUUUACCUGCCCUGUGUUGUUCAGAAGGGUCACUUGGCCAACAGAGUACAGCUCUGAUGCCAGAGCCAUCUCACUUCAGAGUGCAAAGCCUGACAGCCAGUGAGAAGCUAGGCCUACCUGCCCAAGAGUCCCAGGUGCAAGUCCCUUCUGCAGUCAAGGCUGCCCCCAGAAGAGUGUCUGACCCAAGGAGGCAAGCACAGUCCUCGGCUGCCGAGUCCAAAGCCGAGGUGACUUCAAGCAGCUUUCAGCCCCUGGGGAAGCUGCCUUCUCCAUCAAUUGUUGAGUCUUCACGGGAAACAACACUGACUCAGCCAAUCAGGAACAGCUCCAUCCCCCAGUCCUUAGGGGAGCCUCCUUCUGUGCCGCCUUCCCAGCAUGCCAGGGAGGCUGAUGGCCCACUGAAGUCCUUAGAAGAGCCCUCCUUUCUGUGUGCUCUACAACAGCCUGCAGGGAAAACCCUUGCACUCUCUGGCCCUAUGGAGAAGACCUUUACUAUACCUGCUGCAGCUCUGAGUUCCAAAGAGGCUUCUGCUGUUUCCUGGCCACAAGAAGAGGAACGGCCUUCCCUCCCUGCUGCCUUGAUGGCAGAAAAGCUAAUGGUGCCAACUUCAGUGGAGACAGAUGCCAUGGAAGCUGCCCCAACAGUUUCUACUUCUCCAGCAUCAGCAGCUCCCCAGAAGGCGCAUGAAACUUCCCAGCUUUCCAAGAGACCAACACAUAUGUGGAAAUACCAGCCUCUCAUCAGCAUUGCUCAGCGCAGCCGCAAUAAGGAUAUCGUUCAAGCAUUUAUCAGUGAGAUUGGAAUUGAGGCCUCUGAUUUGUCCAGCCUGCUAGAGCAAUUUGAAAAGAUGGAAGCCAAAGAAGCAGCUCCUAUUGUGGCAAAGUCCAGGGAAAAUGUGACUGCAGGGAAUGAUGGCUCUGAGGCACAGCGGGAAAAGAAAAUGAUGGAGCGGCUUCAGGCACCAGAGCUCACCAAUGUUGCAGGACUGACACCUCCAGCCACUCCACCCCACCAGCUCUGGAAACCUUUGGCAGCUGUCACACUGCUGGGAAAGGCUGGGUCACCUAAAGGUGCCAGGCUUGUGAAAUCCUUAGGCAAGCCUCAUCGAAGAGCUCCAGUCCCAAUUCAUGUAGGCUCCGGUGAGCAUGACUACUGUCAGCUCAGUGCUACCCAGCCAAAGGGAGGUGCCCAAUGGAAUGUCAAACAAAACUCAGAUAUCACUAUAAAGCCCAUCAACGCCAAGGCAAAAGAAGUGUCUUGCCAGCCUGCUACAAACCAGCUCCCUGCUACUGGCAGACUGGACCAUGUUGGCACCCUCAGUAUGGCUGCUGCCAGUCAGAAUCCUAAAGAGUCUCCUAACCUUGAUGAUGCUGGCCACGGCCAGAUCAAAGUUUCUAGUCCUGUUGCCACUAGUUCAAGCCCUGGCAUGUCAGAAUCAUCACUAUUAGGCAGCAGACCCACAAGCUCACGCACAGAGCCACUGGACCAUCGGACUAGUACACCAAGGUCUAUGGCUAGGGGCAGUGACGAUCCCUGCUCUGUACUGUUAUCUCCGGCGGCAUCCCCAUGCCGGGAUGCAGAAGAACCAACGUCACAGCCAUCUGAAGAGAUUCAGCAGAAGCAUCUGGCUUCCAAACGCUCCUUGCGAUGCUACCGGGGGAGGCAGAAAUCAGACAGUUCCCCACAGGGCCACUGGAAAGGCAGACGAACCCGUGCCAGCCGAUCCUUCAGCUCCAGCUCUGAUGGAGACAGCAGCUCCUCCUCUUCCUCUUGCUCCUCCUCUUCCUCAUCUGCGUCCUCAUCACGGUCACGCUAUCGCUGUCCCCCAUCAAAGCGCUGGCGAAGAUGUUGUUCGCGAAGUUCCAGCUCCUCUUCUUGUGAUAGCUCAUGGAGCCGAUCAAGGGGCAGGUCCCGAUCUUCCUCAUGCUCCUCCUACGUGUCAGGAUCAUCCUCCCGCUCCCCCUCUCCACGCAGGAGUAGCUGCAGGAAACGAUAUGAUUCCAACAGUUCCCGUGAGCGUUACCAAAGGCAGAAAAUCAGAUACAAAGAGCGUGCAAUAGAAGAACGUCGUGUUGUCUUCAUUGGGAAGAUCCCCAGCAGGAUGACCCGUUCAGAGCUGCGACACCGUUUUUCCGUGUUUGGGGCCAUUGAGGCUUGCACACUGCACUUCCGGGAGCAGGGGGAUAAUUAUGGCUUUGUGACAUACCGCUAUGCUGAAGAUGCCUUUGCUGCUAUAGAGGAUGGGCAUACACUGUGUCGCCCUGAUGAGCAGCCCUUUGACCUGUGCUUUGGAGGACGCCGGCAGUUCUGUAAAAGGAACUAUGUCGACUUGGACUCAAACCGAGAUGACUUUGAGCCUGUUCCUGUGAAGAGCAAAUUUGACUCUCUUGACUUCGACACCUUAUUGAAGCAGGCUCAGCGGAGUCUGCGGAGGUAACGCUGGCUCUCUUGGGCUCAUUUUGCCCAGUAGGCUUCUGCCUUCACCAGCCUUACCUCAGAUUGGCUGCAGGGGCAGGUGCCCCCCAGGCCUAGCUGCUAUGUCCAGCGUGGUUUUGUAAGGAAAUGUGACAAAAAAUCCCAUAAACAAUUUUUAUUCUGACUGGUUUUUUAGGGACUGCUUAAGGGAAGCGCACUUCUCUAACAGUGGGGACAGGAAUGGGAAAAUAACACCAACCACCUUCAGUCCACUGAAUCACUAUGCAGACAAUAAACUCUAAUCAUAGA